ACAUAAGCCCAAUUAAGUAAUUUCCACGUCUUCACCACCACCACCUUUUUUCCAUUUUCAAUUUCUUCACUCAUUUUUUCUUCUUUCGUCCUCCUCCUCUGACGCUUUCACAGUAGUAGUGUCUGCACUCACACCCAAAACAGCCAUAGCAACCUAGAGAGAGAAACAAAACAAAACAAGAGAGAGAAACUUUAACCCUAACCUAACAACAUUUUCUUCAAUGGAAAGUGUAACGCAUUCUCGUCACCACCAACCAAACAAAGUCUCUCUCGCGCUUCCCAAGAAACUCACCUCCAACGGUUCUCUAUACGACGACGUUUACGGUGGUCCUCCGAAGUUCACCGGUUCCUCCAUCUCACCGCGGUUUGAAGACUACGGCGAGAUUUUCGCAAGCUUUCAUGCCGGACGCUCUUCUUCCAUUCCGGUGUUGGAUCUUCCGGCGGUUGACGCCGGUGAGAUUUUGUUUGACUUCCGGCGAAACGCUUUUGACUAUGCUGAGGUUUUUGGUGGCUCCGGUGGACUCGAUUUUUGGUCCUCGCAUGAAGACUUGUUUCGUGAAGGUGAUUCUGAUGAAGAAGAUGAUGAAGUUUGGAGUCCAGAAGAAACCGAUUCGUUCUCAGGAGACUUGGGCAAUUUUGGAUAUAAUCAAGGUGUUUUCCAGUCUGUUGAUGGAAAUACCGAGUUCAACAUUUCGUAUAAUAAGGUCAAUGGUACAAGCAAUGAAGAUACGUCAAAGGGGAAAGCUCACGCAACUCAGUUGCAUGCUGUUCCUGGUGUUACCCGUGUAGUUGAUGAAACCAUGGUCUUUUGUAGGUCUGAUCCAUCCUUGCAGGUUGUGGAUGAUAUUGACCUUGAUAUGGAAUUUAAUGCAGGCAGGGGAAAGAGAAAUCAUCACGAGAAGAUGACAUCGCGUUCAUGUAAUGUUACUUCUGGUGAACAGAUUCACUGUUGUGAUCUUGAUCUGGAUGAUGGAUGCAACAGAAAUGAUUCUCAGUCCAGUGAGAUGUUCAUAACUGUGUCUGACGUCAGCCUCAGAACUAUACCGUCUCAAGUGCCUCCCCCUUGUCGGCCACCACCUUUGUUAGAUCCAACCAAGGGAUACACUAGUGAAUCUCAUUCAAACAAUGAGCGGAUUGAUUCUGAAGACACUUUGGGUGAUGGUUCGCCACCUUUCUUUGAUGUGGAGGUUGAUAUUAAUUCAUCUGCUUAUGAUGUGAAAGAAGCCACAGACCGACAAGAAGCAAAAGCUAGGAGGGCAAAAGAUUUGAAGGGUAGAAAAAAGAGAGGUUCUGAAAGCAACAUAAAGUCAAGUUUUGACGUAAAAUCAAAUGAAGCAAAGAUGAGCGAGAAUAUAGCUAGAUUUAAUAGUUUGAAUGAUGAGAGAGUGCCAGCAACUUGUGAUCGGAGAUCUGGCAAAAUGAAAAAUUCUGCCACAGAUGAAAGACAGAAAGCUAGGAAGGCUGCUCCAGUAAUUCCAGAACCAUUAGAAAAGGGAAGACAUUUAAACAUGUUUGAGGAAAAGCACAUGAAGGAAUCCAGGUCAUCUCAAGAAUCAGAUCAAAGUAUUGGAGUUGGGACAUGGAAAGAAGCAACUGAUUUUUUUGAAUUGGUGGGAACAGAAGAAUCUCAGAAGGUAAUUCAUCCCAUAAACCAUACCAAGAGUUUGGUGCAAGAUGCCAGAACAUUUGAGCAUUGGAGGAAAGAAGGAGAAGCAUCUAAUGUCCAAGAAGAAUGCAAAAAGGUAAAAGCACAUCUAGAAAGUUAUCAGCCUGAUGAAUACAAGAAGAAGUCUAAAGCAGCAAGAGGGGAUUACGAACAGGGCAAAACCAUUAGGAGAUCUAAAUCAUCCAAUGUGGAAUGCAGGUCGAGAGAGCCUGCGAGGAAUGAUGAAUUUACUGAAGUUUUUGAGCUUGAAAAGAGUGAGAAGAUUAGAAUGACCCACCAACGUGGAAAAACUGAAAAGAAAGCAACUAAAGCCAAUCAAGUGGAAGGUGAGAUAUCAAAAGAGGUUGAUGGGCAAGAACAAAGUGAAGUUCUGUUCAGCUUGAAGCUUGAAGAAAAUGAGAAGAAACUAAAACAAAAUGGAGAGCAACAACUGGGUGUGAAAAAGCACAAGCAGUCUCAAAUAAUGAAAGAAAGUGAAAAUAUUCAAAGAGAGGCUUUUGCUCCUGAAGCAGCAGAGAGUAAGGAAAGAGCCCAGGAUUCUGAGGAGCUUGAGAAAGUUAAAGGAAGAUCAAAUGAAGCUAUUAAGCUGGAUAAGCCAGAAGAAAAUUUAACUUGCAAAAGAGAAAAUGAAAUCAUCUCCAAACAACAGAUACAAAACAGAAGUGGACUCAAAGAGGCAUGUGAAAGUGAAGAAAAUGAGAAAAGCCAUAAAGGUUCUUAUAGAAACAAAAAAAGUGGUGAAGGCCCAAAACACGCUCAUGGGCAAGUAGAGAAUGAAAAGAGGCUUAGAGAAGAAGACUUUGAACCAGGUUUGAACAAGCCAAAAACUAAAGAGGCAUUUGAUGGGGGGGAAAACGAGGCAUGUGUAAAAGAUCAAAGUAAAGGAAAAUUUAGAAUGGUUUCUGAUGAGUACGGAAAAGGAAAUAGACUUGAAGAGCUAGAAAGACGUAGUGGAAAUGAGGCUCAGAUGAAACAAGAAACUGAGAGUUUUUCAAACCAAACAUCUGAUGGGGAUGGAACUUUAGGUAUAUCAAAUGAGAAUGGUCAUUGCGGUCAAUCUGAGAAGACACCCAAAGUUGCUAUUAGUAGUGAAAAGGAUGAGGGGUUUGAUAUAACUUUGGAGCAAAUGGAAGUGAAUAGAGAAGGUACGAGCAUGAAGUUUGCUAAAGAAACCAACGGGACAUGGAAAGCACUGCAUGGGGAAAAUCUCAUGGCAGCUCAUUCAUCCACCAUUCAUGAAGAAAAUAUUCGAAAACCAGGGGUAUCUCUAGAACCUGUUGCUGAUCAUAAAAUUGGAGAAGCUAGAUCAGACUGCAAGACUGGUGGAAGGAAAUUGGAAGAAGUAGGGGUUGAAAAAUUAAGAGCUAGUGGGAAAGUAACAUUGUUUGAAAUGUCCCAAGGAAAAGAAGCGGGCUCUGGGACACCAUCAGGAAAUGUGGAUUGUAGCGUGAGAAACACUGAUGAACUUUGUUUUAGCAGUGAACAGGCAUGCUCUGAGAAAGCUAAGGCAGUCCCUCAAAUGGAAUUUGAUUCUAGAAGUCAAGAGAGGAAAAUUGGUCAUGAAUUGGGUGAGAGUAGAACGAUUCAACAUCAUGUGAAUGUUGCACUAAACCAGGAAGGAAGCAGGAACUUGAAGUCGUCAAGCCAAGUAAACACAUGUGAUGAUUACAUAAAGAACACAACAGUGGGCGAACCUACUGCAGUUCAAGAAGAAGUAAAUGUUCACAACACUUCCCAAAGGUCUUGUGCAGCACAUUCCACAAAAAGUAAAGAGAAGUGUGUUAGCAAAACUCCUGCCUCAGUAGAUAAGGAUGAUGAAAAGCAAAAAAUAGAAAGAGAGUUGGAAAAAGAACGUCUCAGAAAGAUAGAAGAGUUGGAGAGAGAAAGGGAAAGACAGAAAGAUAGAAUGGCUGUUGACAGAGCAAUGCUGGAGGCUGAGAGGGAAAGGGAAAGAGAAAAAGAUAGGGCGGCUGUUGAUAGAGCAACUUUUGAGGCUCGUGAUAGAGCAUAUGCUGAAGGUCGCGAACGAGCAGAAAGGGCUGCGUUUGAUAGAGCAACAGCUGAAGCUCGACAAAGAGCACUGGCUGAGGCCAGGGAAAGACUUGAAAAGGCUUGUGCUGAGGCUAGAGACAAAUCGUACACGGAUAAGGCAACUGCAGAAGCCAGAUUGAAGGCAGAACGAGCUGCUGUAGAAAGAGCAACUGCAGAGGCUCGAGAGCGUGCAAUGGAAAAAGUAAAGGUUGAGAGAGCUGCAUUUGGGUCCAGAGAAAGAUUAGAGAGAUCUGUAUCUGAUAAAUUUGGUAUUUCUUCCAGAAAUGAUGGAAGACAGGGCUCAUCCUCAGAUAUGCUGGAUUCACAGUUUCGUAACUUCAGCUCUGCCACCGGUUCCAGAUAUCCGUAUUCAGUUAAUGGUGCUUCCUCUUUUUCCGGAAGAUCAGAAGAAGGCGAAUCAGCUCAGAGAUGUAGAGCUAGACUGGAGAGGUGUCGUCGAACAGCUGACCGUGCAGCAAAAGCUUUGGAAGAAAAGAACAUGCGUGACCUUCAAGCUCAAAAGGAGCAAGCUGAGAGAACUAAAUUAGCGGAGACUCUGGAUACUGAAGUCAGGAGGUGGUCAAGUGGAAAAGAAGGAAACCUGCGUGCAUUACUUUCAACCUUGCAAUAUAUCCUUGGGCCUGACAGUGGGUGGCAGCCAAUCCCACUCACAGAUGUUAUUACUUCUGCUGCUGCAAAGAAAGCUUACAGGAAGGCCACUCUUUGCGUCCAUCCCGACAAAUUACAGCAACGUGGAGCAAGUAUUCAACACAAAUACAUAUGUGAAAAAGUUUUUGAUCUCUUAAAGGAUGCAUGGAGCAAAUUCAACUCCGAAGAAAGAUAAUGCACCCUGUUAUGUUUCUGAAUCGUCUCCCUUUUCAAGCUAGUAGUUAUCUUCCUUGUGGAUGCGGCAACCCACAGUUGAAUACGUCAGUAAUUAUUUUCAUAGUCCCACGUUCUCUAAUAAUAUUUCUUAAAUAUUUAAUGUAAGAAAAUAUUAAUCCCAUUCGAGGCUAGAAAUUCAAGUAAAUAGAUAGAUAGAGAAAGCAUAUAUGACCCGACUUGCAUUUCAAUCUGCGCGAAAUAUUGUAAUCUUUGUGGAUGUUACCGAAUAGUUUAGUUAGACAAAACUGUCGACCAUUCCUUUGACUAUCCUCGCUGAACUGAGACGUUAACUAACUGCUGAGUGAAUGGUGCUACAUACAUCUGCUAGUGUUUAUGUUUAAUAACUCAUAAUCAUAAA
Molecule: messenger RNA, 4939 nt
Organism: Medicago truncatula (barrel medic)
Lineage: Eukaryota; Viridiplantae; Streptophyta; Magnoliopsida; Fabales; Fabaceae
Product: auxilin-like protein 1
Exons: 8
Coding region: 221-4540 (1439 amino acids)
Biological process (GO): clathrin coat disassembly; clathrin-dependent endocytosis
Cellular component (GO): cytoplasm; intracellular membrane-bounded organelle; vesicle
Molecular function (GO): clathrin binding
Source: RefSeq, a predicted model, not a curated record